Molecule: messenger RNA, 2838 nt
Organism: Chelonia mydas (Green sea turtle)
Lineage: Eukaryota; Metazoa; Chordata; Testudines; Cheloniidae
Gene: GHITM
Product: growth hormone inducible transmembrane protein
Exons: 9
Coding region: 252-1301 (349 amino acids)
Cellular component (GO): mitochondrial inner membrane
Source: RefSeq, a predicted model, not a curated record
AUGGGGCAAGUACCUUCGCUGCCCAAAUCUAAUAUGGCAGUUGAGCGCGCUGUAGCCAACGGCAGUGUCCCGUUUUAAGAUCACGCGAGAAGAGUGAGCCACUCGGCUUUGCUGCAGACGUCAUCACAUGUGACUUAGCUCGUGACGCACAAUUUGUGCUCGCACAUCAGGCGUACGGCAUAGAACGCAGUGGCGGGGCGUAGCGUGGGCGCUGGGAAGGAAUACUCAUUAUUGAAUCAAUAGCAGCAACCAUGCUGGUAGCAAGAUUAGCGUGUUUAUGGACGCUGCCACGCCAGAGUCUCCGUCCUGCGCUUACACAGACCUUCCCAGCUUUAAGGAAUUCCAGCAUAAAAGCGAACCGGUGGAUCUUGCAACCUAACCGGGGGUAUGCCUCCAAAGCAAAAAUGGGUGUGCGGCGUGGAAGAACUGGCCAAGAAAUUAAAGAAGCAGCCUUUGAGCCAGCAAUGGAAACUGCAUUUAAAGUGGACCAGAUGGGAAGAUGGAUUGUUGCCGGAGGGGCUGCUGUUGGUCUUGGAGCUCUAUGUUAUUAUGGAAUGGGAAUGUCAAAUGAAAUUGGAGCCAUUGAAAAAGCUGUUAUUUGGCCUCAGUAUGUGAAAGACCGAAUCCGUUCUACCUACAUGUACUUUGCAGGAAGUGUUGGUUUGACAGCAUUGUCUGCUGUAGCAGUCAGCAGAUCUCCUGCACUCAUGAGCCUCAUGAUGAGAGGUUCUUGGCUGGCAAUAGGUGCAACUUUUGCAGCUAUGAUUGGUGCUGGGAUGCUGGUUAGGUCAAUAUCCUAUGAAGGUAAUCCUGGUACUAAACACCUUGCCUGGAUGCUUCAUGCUGGUGUUAUGGGUGCAGUGGUGGCUCCUUUGACCUUGUUGGGUGGUCCUCUGCUGAUCAGAGCUGCCUGGUACACAGCAGGAAUUGUAGGAGGUCUCUCUACUGUGGCCAUAUGUGCACCAAGUGAAAAGUUUCUGAACAUGGGAGGACCACUGGGAGUAGGCCUGGGCCUUGUUAUUGCUUCGUCAAUUGGAUCUGUGUUCCUGCCUCCUACCUCUGCAUUUGGAGCAGGCCUGUAUUCUGUAGCAGUUUAUGGUGGAUUGAUCCUCUUUGGCAUGUUCCUGCUGUACGACACACAAAAAGUUAUCAAACGUGCAGAGACACACCCAGUGUCCAUAUAUGGAGUAGCAAAGUAUGACCCCAUCAACUCGUGUCUGGGUAUUUACAUGGAUACACUGAACAUCUUUAUUCGAGUGGCCACCAUGCUUGCCACUGGUGGGAGUAGCAGGAAGAAAUGAAUUAAGAUUCUUCUUUGCAACCAUCUGAUAGUUCACCAAACUCUGUCUGCUUAGUGUGUAUGCCUAGUAAAAAUUAAUCUGGUGUACAAGCAGCUUUCAUGUAGAAGUCAGAAGUUUGAAGCACUUCAGCAUUAUUAAGGUGUUUCAGUACAACAUGAAUCUCAAGGAUACGUUUUCCAGUUCUUCUGAAAAGGUCAAAUUUGGAUUACAGUGCAAACACUUGUACGUAAUUUGUGAUAUCUUAAUGGGAAAGAUAUAUUUCAGUAAAUUAUAUUCUAAACUUAAGUAAAUAAAACUAAAUCAGUCUGCUUCUCUGAAAGGUUUGACAACAUAUUAUUCUGUGACUAUCACUUUUUGCAUCUACCAUAAUUGCAUAGUAAAAAGAAACUGAUCUCCAAAAUGGGGACUCAAGUAUACAGAAAGGGGCACAAGAUAACUCAAGAGACUGAUAUUGGAAUAUGGAACCUUGUUGUGCUUAAACAGAAAGUGGUGGUGUUGUCUGAGAGCUGUUGCUGCUAUUGGCUGGCCUUUGGGUGACCUAUCUGAAAGGAAUUGGAGCUCUAUCUACUAGAACUUGACUUAGUCUAUCACAAUUUGUGCCCUUGUAACAUCUCAACUGAAAUUUUAGAAAGGAUUAGGGUGAGUACAGAGAAAUACAAAGGCCUUGGAAAGGCAAUGCAACCCUUCAGGAAUGGUGGACAGUGGUAAAGAAGCUUGUGCUCUUACUUUGUCCUGUGAGUAAAUAGAACUUCAGCACCUUUCCUGAAUAUACUUGAAAAAUUAGUAUUCAGUGUAGCUGUAAUGUUUCGAGCAUCCUUAAUGUUCAUUAGCUGUGUCUGUCUUUGCACUGAGAAGUUAAACAUUGGGAACAUCAAACUACUGAAGUGUUUCCAGAACCAAAAAAUAUUUAGGCUAUAAUGUGUGUGUUGGCCAAUAAAACUAUAGAUUAACUUUUUAAAUACUGAAAUCAACUAAGUUGUUCUUUUUGGUGAUGGCCUCCUGAGGUCUGAGCUCAGUGACUAGUCCCACUCUAAAAUGUGUCUAAUGAUGGUACAGGAACAAAGGGAAGGUGAACUCUAUUCUGCUUUUUUGACCUGUCUUCCAGGCCACAAAACCAAAUGCUGUAUACUUGCAAGUGCUUUUGCCUGUAAUCCUUUGACUCCUCUUCCCAAAUUGCUGUCAUACAACUGGUAUUUUCUUUACCAUAUUUAACAAAAAUGUCCCACUAACAUUGAUGGUGAAUUUCUACAACUGUUUCAUUGUUUGCUCUAGUACCAUACGUGGUUUGGCAAAUACAAGUAUUCUACGCUGGGAGACCAGGUAAGCCUGUGAAAAUAUUGGGCAUAAGCUAUUGCUGGAAAUCCUUAAAAGUAAAUGAGGCCUAUGUAACUGCUGCUGUACUCAUCCUUGUUACCAGUCCUGGCAAAGAUCAAAUCAGCAACUGAGAAACUUAUUUUAUCCUUUCACUGUACUAUGCUGACAAUGUGCUGUGCUUGUGUACUGAUUUCUGAAACAAUAAAGUCCAAGACCAACAGUU